CUAGUCUUUAGUCUUUAAAAAAACCUUAAUUGACUGAAAAAUUAAAUUGGCAACUCUGUUGGUAUUCCCAUAUACAACUACUUUAGUAUUAAAAUAAAACGUAAAAGAAGAAACAGCUUUGAGAAGUAACCGAUCUUGAAGACAACCGGAUGGAAUGAAUUUGGUCUAUCUCUUGCGAAUAGAAAAGAAAUAAUUGAGAUAAAAACUGUGUUACUGAAAAUAAGUUCCGUUGAAGUUAAAAAAAUGUUCUUCAUGAUUUUACACUCAUUCGUCGGAGUUGCACUUACAGUGAUAAUCGUUUCAUACGCUUUUAUUCUGUUCGGAUGUAAGCGAAAGGCAACAAUCAAAUUUGGCAUUUCGAAUUCCGAGCAAAUUUAUCAUAGAUUACAUCAAGCACCCGGGCCGCAUCCUUGGCCAAUAAUUGGAAACUUAGACAUAGUCGGCCGCUUCAAAAAUCCGUUCGAGGGUUUUGGAGCAGUAGGAAAACAGUACGGCGAUAUUUACACGUUAACACUUGGGCAAACACGUUGCCUUAUAGUUAACAAUUUGGAGAUAAUUAGAGAAGUACUCAAUAAAAAUGGCAAAUUUUUUGGAGGACGUCCAGAUUUUCUGCGCUAUCAUAAACUCUUUGGUGGUGACAGAAACAACUCUCUUGCUCUCUGUGAUUGGUCAAUGUUACAGCAAAAACGACGAAAUCUAGCGAGACGUCACUGCUCCCCUCGAGAAUCAUCUUCAUAUUUUACAAAAAUGUCACGAAUUGGUGGUGAAGAAAUUAAGCACUUAAUGGAAAAGCUGGAGAAAACGAUUAUGCCAGGGGAGCCCUUCAAUAUUAAGCCUCUAAUUCUUAAAGCCUGUGCGAAUAUGUUCAGUCAGUAUAUGUGUUCUUUGAGAUUCAACUACGAGGAUACUGAGUUUCAACAGAUUGUCCAGUUCUUCGAUGAAAUCUUUUGGGAGAUAAAUCAAGGAUAUCCACUAGAUUUUCUCCCAUGGCUUCUUCCAUUUUACAAAAAUCACACAAAGAAAAUUUGUGAUUGGUCCACAACGAUUAGAAAAUUUAUAUUGGACCGUGUUAUCAAUCAAAGAGAGUCAAAUAUUGAUAUAGAUGAGCCGGAUAAUGAUUUCACAGAUGUACUCUUAAAAAGCCUUAGGGAAGAUAAAAAUGUGUCUCGAAAUACUAUUAUAUUUAUGCUUGAAGAUUUUAUUGGAGGUCACUCAGCCGUAGGAAAUUUAGUUAUGUUGUGUUUGGCAUAUAUAGCUAAAGAUCCAGUAAUUGGUAAAAAUAUUCAGAAUGAAGUGGAUUUUGUCUCUAAUAAUGGACAACGAAGCAUUGAGUUACAUGAUAUGAAUGAAAUGCCAUAUACGAUGGCAACCAUAUUUGAAGUUUUGCGAUACUCAUCGUCUCCAAUUGUUCCUCAUGUAGCUACAGAGGAUACGCAGAUAUCAGGAUAUGGUGUUACUAGCGGUAGUAUUGUUUUUAUAAAUAAUUAUGAGCUUAACAUGAGCCACAAAUACUGGACGAACCCCAAUAAUUUCGAACCAGAACGAUUUUUAGAAGAAAAGAUUAAAAGCAUUACGAUGUCAUCCAAACUUUAUGAUAUUAGAAGGUGCUCUGAAGCAUCGGAUUCGGGUAUUGAGAUUGAGAAAGAAACUGGAACGUAUCACGCAUCUUCCAAAAAUCAAUUUUGUAGAGGCAAAGUAAUUGAAAAUUUAAAACGAUACGGCCAUCAUAGAUUGCAGCUAAAAAAGAAUAUCCCCCAUUUUCUACCAUUUAGUAUUGGAAAACGUACUUGUAUAGGACAGAAUUUGGUGAGAGGAUUUGGUUUUAUUAUGCUGGCAAAUAUUGUUCAAAGUUACAAUAUAAACAGUACUGAUCUUUCCAGUAUAAUAAUAAAUUCGGCUACAGUUGCAUUACCUGCCACCACUUUUCCUUUAGUCUUGACCCCUAGAAUGUAAUAUAGUUUUGUUUAUUAUCAAUAGGAUAGAAAUUCAUAAACAUUUAAAGUUUUAGUUUUAUCCGUUGUUCGAAAUGAAUGAAAAACUUACUUAAAUUUCGUAUUUGUCUGGUUCGUCAAAUAAAACUCUGUAAAAAAAUAUAAAUAUUUUAAAUAUUAUUAACGAGUUUUAAAAAGACUGAAAGUAUAUAUUUAUAUCUAUUUAAAAAAUAUUUUAAAUAAAAUAUUUAAU
Drosophila nasuta is the source of this 2184-nucleotide messenger RNA. RefSeq names its product cytochrome P450 307a1-like. The record is from RefSeq and is a predicted model, not a curated record. The transcript has 3 exons. The coding region runs from base 244 to 1953 and encodes 569 amino acids. NCBI's taxonomy places the organism in Eukaryota, Metazoa, Arthropoda, Insecta, Diptera, Drosophilidae. Gene Ontology annotation, molecular function: oxidoreductase activity, acting on paired donors, with incorporation or reduction of molecular oxygen; iron ion binding; monooxygenase activity.